AGCAGCUGCACUCCGGGCUGUGACAGUACCUGAAACCCGUCUCCAUGGCUACGCAGUCAGAAGUUUCAAACAGAGUCGGUUCUCCUACACAGUUUCUUGCUCUGCUUCUACAAUGUACUCCGAAAAUAUCUCAGUUCUCAUGAAUAACGAUCUUCAAUCUACAACACCUGGGUACCAAGACAUAAAUGGCCAGAUCUCCCAGAUCCCAGGACUGUCAACCAUCAGCACUCUUCCUGAAGAGAGGGCCCGAGGGCGGAGAGCCGGAGUCCUACACAGUGAUUCUGACUAUGUCAAGCUUGCAAAACAAGGAGGGCAUAAGGGACUUUUGUGGCACGAGCAAACAAUUACUUCUACACCUGAUUACUACAAACCUCCAGGCUGGUUUGGCACUGCAUCGGAAGACGACAGCAAACCAAGUAUAAUUAACAGUGAAGAGAAGAAAAACCCUGGAGCUUUUCAACCGCCAGAGCCCCCCUUUGGGACUGACAAUAUGUCAGCCUGGGAGAGGGAUGAUAGCAGCAACAAUGGCAAAGGGAAGAACAACAAUGUUUAUUACAGCCAGAUGGAGAAAUUGCAGUCAUCUAAUCAAUAUCACCAGACUGCCAAAUUCAAGAGGAUAGUAUAUGACAAGAAUCCCGCUCCUGUCGACAUGUCUAAACUGUUGAGCUUUGGUUAUGCAGAAGACAACAAACCAACAGCCAACACUGGUUUGUCAAAUUAGAAGACUGCUGUGGGAAAAGGAUGAACAAACUCAAAUGCUUCCAACAGGAAUAGUUGCCAUCCUCUCCUUUUAUUAACUUCUGUACCCCUUCAUACUGAGCCACAUCAAAUGUUUUACAACGUUUCAAUUGUUCUUGUUAGUUGUAUUACUCAAAUGUGAAAGUACUUUGUUGAACUAAAGCUAGGACCAUUUAUUUAGCGUGCCCGUUAGUGGUGCCUCAGUAACUGCAUUCCUUAAGUAAAGAAGGCACCGGUAACUCUUGUGUCACGGUUUUUUGCUGUGUUUGUAAUUCUGUGAAAGGAAGCUUCAAGGAAUAAAAGUUUGUAUUAUUCAAAUAAAAUCAA
Molecule: messenger RNA, 1065 nt
Organism: Cottoperca gobio
Lineage: Eukaryota; Metazoa; Chordata; Actinopteri; Perciformes; Bovichtidae
Exons: 8
Coding region: 113-721 (202 amino acids)
Source: RefSeq, a predicted model, not a curated record